Messenger RNA from Mytilus trossulus (common blue mussel), 742 nucleotides. Its product is annotated as metalloproteinase inhibitor 3-like. Gene Ontology annotation, biological process: negative regulation of endopeptidase activity; negative regulation of membrane protein ectodomain proteolysis. The transcript is spliced from 5 exons. The coding region runs from base 44 to 619 and encodes 191 amino acids. Gene Ontology annotation, molecular function: protease binding; metalloendopeptidase inhibitor activity. Lineage: Eukaryota; Metazoa; Mollusca; Bivalvia; Mytilida; Mytilidae. Gene Ontology annotation, cellular component: extracellular matrix. The record is from RefSeq and is a predicted model, not a curated record.
CUAAUUAGCGUGUACAUGUAAAUCUUUUAUCAAAGUAAAUUUUAUGUCUUAUGUUGAAAUGAUGCAAGUCAUCGUUGCAUUAUGUUUUCUUCUGCUUUGUUUAUUUUCUUUGUCUCAACAGUGUGGAUGUCCAGCACAGUUUACACAGCAAAUAUUUUGCAAUUCACAAUUAGUCGUCAAAGCUAGAAUUGAAUCAUCUACAUCAGACCGUUCAUAUACCUUUUAUGAAAUAUCUGUAUUAAAAUUUUAUGACGGUGAAGAUGAAUAUAAAAGACUGUCCAAUAAAACUACACUUUGGACGCCAAAAGAAAGUGCCGCUUGUGGUCCAGUAGUUUUCGAAACUGGAUCCAAAUAUAUUCUUACAGUUAGUGUGUACGACGGAAUAAUGAGCCAUAACCUCUGUGGACUCCAAGUCAAAUUCCUCCACGCAAGUAAGACAUUGCUCGGCGGUUUAUCUGGUGAAUACAAGAAAAACUGCCAAUGUAAGAUACCUUAUAAAUUCAAAAAGACAAACGGCAGACAAAAUAAAAAUCAGUGUGGUAAACCUCCAGUAAAAUGUAGCAGAGAAACAGUUUGUGCCACGGAUUCAAUUGGACAGUGCAGUUGGCAGAGUUGUUAAAACCAAAGUGAAUCCGAAAACUAAGUUAAAUAUUUGAAUGUGCAUGCAAUCAACUAGAAAUUAUAUCAUUAUAGAUGUUUCAAGUUAAAAAUAUAUCAAAUGCAUUCUUUAAUUCUUUAAAAU